AUGGUACAAUGCGACAGCGCAGUCUCAAUAACGGUGAUGUUGACCAUCCUAGACUUUUCGGCCCCAAAGUUGCUCGGCAGCACUGGACAGACCACCCGUUCCCGUGCGUACACGUGGGAAGGGAUAGCCGAAGAGCGGAAGCCGGUCGGUGGUGUGCUGGUUCCUGAACGGUGCCUGAAGCCUAUCCCGGUUACGCUUAGUGACCAUGGAUUGGGCGGGUCUCUGGCUGCGGUAUUUUUCGGCGGCCGUGCUGAAGUGUGCCAAUCGGUGCUCGUUGGUACCUGA
Exophiala spinifera is the source of this 285-nucleotide messenger RNA. RefSeq lists its product as uncharacterized. The transcript has a single exon. NCBI's taxonomy places the organism in Eukaryota, Fungi, Ascomycota, Eurotiomycetes, Chaetothyriales, Herpotrichiellaceae. The record is from RefSeq and is a predicted model, not a curated record. The coding region runs from base 1 to 285 and encodes 94 amino acids.